AUGCCCGCUUUAUUCAACAAGUACUUCUCAUACUGUCUACCUUCAUCUGCUAGCUCGCCUGGAUACAUAACCAUUGGUAAGACCGCUGAUAAUGGAAUUAAAAAUAAGUUUCUGAAAUUCACUCCACUAACCACUAAACCCCAGGAUAAGGAGUUAUACGGAAUUGUAGUAACCGGAAUCAGUGUUGGUGGGAAAAACUUAUCGGUUAAAAGUUCGGAUUAUAUGAAAUCGGGUGCGAUAAUAGACUCAGGAACAACAUUUGCAUACCUGCCACAGAAGGCGUACAUAACUCUAGAAAUCUCUUUCGUUAAACAGAUUUCGGAACAUAACAAGUUAACCCCAUUGAGUGAUGAUGAAGAUCAAAGUAUUUGUUUAGAUUUAAGCACAGCUGAGAGUUUUAUAAUACCAAAGAUUUCAAUCUCCUUCAAAGGCGGGGUUGAGCUGGAGCUGGAUGUGAAGAGAAUUUUGUCCAUUAUCAAUAAGAAUAACAAACACUAUGCGUGCUUAGCUUUUAGAGCGAGUACUGAUAAAACAGAGCCUCUUAUUUUAGGGAAUGUUCAGCAACGAGCAACAGACGUGCGCUACGAUGUUGCUGGAGGGAAGGUUGGGUUUGGUCCCGGAGGUUGCAGCUAA
Pistacia vera is the source of this 633-nucleotide messenger RNA. Its product is annotated as aspartyl protease family protein At5g10770-like. The record is from RefSeq and is a predicted model, not a curated record. Bases 1 to 633 code for a protein of 210 amino acids. Gene Ontology annotation, biological process: proteolysis. The transcript has a single exon. Gene Ontology annotation, molecular function: aspartic-type endopeptidase activity. Lineage: Eukaryota; Viridiplantae; Streptophyta; Magnoliopsida; Sapindales; Anacardiaceae.